CUGGGCAACCGUUCUUACCUCCCUGCCGUUGCCUCUGGGAGAGGAUUUAUCAAGUCCCUUGGCAGCUAAUUAAUAGUAUUUCCGGAGCUCCUGUUGUGUGCGGAGCGCUGUGCUAAGCGUUUGGGAGAGCACAACAGCUUGAACAUCCACGAUCCCUAUCCUCGAGGAGUUUAACAAUCUAACAGGCAGGCGCGUGACUUGAACACGUGCACAGAGGUGACACCGAGAUCCUCCGUCGGUCCCCUGCAAGCAACAGAGCCAGCCAGGAAACGGACAGGCGGGGCAGGGGGCCUCCAGCCCUCGCCUACGAGGUGGGGACGAUGGCCUAGACGGACGAAGAAAGCCCACCGCCCGGUGAGCCUGGGAGCGGCUCGGCCCCGGCCGGAACCGGCCGGGCCCAGCUGAAGGCCCCGCUUCGGACGGCAGGACCGCGGACCGGCCCCCGGCUUGACCCCAGAUCCUUCCUCUCCUAAUUCAUGAGCCGGCAGGAUGCGGUCGCCGUGCUUUCAGAACGCCUUCUCGUAGCCGCCUACAAAGGCCAAGAAGAUAAUGUGGUGCAGCUUAUCAACAAGGGUGCCAAGGUAGCGGUUACCAAGCAUGGCCGGACCCCCCUGCAUCUCGCCGCCUACAAGGGGCACCUCCCCGUGGUCCAGAUCUUGCUGAAGGCAGGCUGCGACCUCGACAUUCAGGAUGACGGCGAUCAGACGGCACUGCACCGGGCGGCGGUGGUCGGCAACACCGACGUCAUCGCCACGCUCGUCCAGGAGGGCUGCGCGCUGGACCGGCAGGACAAGGACGGGAACACCGCCCUUCACGAGGCCAGCUGGCACGGCUUCAGCCAGUCGGCCAAACUGCUGGUUAAGGCGGGAGCCAACGUCCUGGCCAGAAACAAGGCGGGGAACACGGCCCUGCACCUGGCCUGCCAGAACAACCAUUCCCAGAGCACCCGUGUCCUGCUGCUGGGAGGAUCUCGUGCCGACCUCAAAAACAACGCGGGAGAUACCUGUUUGCACGUUGCCGCUCGCUAUAAUCACUUGCCCAUCAUUAGAGUGCUCCUCAGUGCUUUCUGUUCUGUCCAUGAAAAGAACCAGGCCGGAGACACGGCCCUGCACGUAGCCGCUGCGCUCAAUCACAAGAAGGUGGUGAAGAUCCUCCUGGAAGCCGGGGUCGAAGGGACCGUUGUCAACAACGCAGGCCAGACCCCUUUAGAGACGGCCCGUCAACACAACAACCCCGAAGUUGCUCUGCUUCUCACCAAAGCACCCCAGGUUCAGCGCUUCAGCCGGGGCAGGAGCCUGCGGAAGAAGAGAGAGAGACUCAAGGAAGAGAGAAGGGCUCAGUCCGUGCCCAGGGAGGAGCUAGUGCCCAGUAAGGGCAGCAUUUCGGCGGCCGACACCCCCAGCAGCGAGCAGGCGGUUCCCCGGCUAGGGGAGGCCAAGGAGGAGGCCCGGUCAGCUUCUCCAGAGCCCCGAGCCAGGGCGCACAGGAAGAAAAGGCCGAAAGAGAAGGUCUCGGCCUUCUCGGACCCCACCUCUCCGGCGGACCGACAGCCCCUCCCUGGGCCCCAGGGGCACCCGCGGAACAACCCCAAGAGGAGGAACAAGCACCGCGGCCCGUCUCCGCCCCCUCCCCACGAAGUCCGGGCCUAUCAGCUCUACACCCUGUAUCGGGGCAAGGACGGCAAAGUCAUGCAGGCCCCCGUGAAAGGCUGUCGCUGUGAGCCGCUCAUCAGUAAGCUGGAGAAUCAGCUGGAGGCCACGGUGGAGGAGAUGAAAGCGGAGUUCGGCACCGUGCGGGACAAGAUGAACACGAAGCUGGGGCAGAUGGAGGACCGGACUCAGCACCAACUGCGGGUCCUGGACAAGCUGAUGGGCGAGAGGAUGUCCGCCGAGAGAACCGAGUGUCUCAACCGCCUGCAGGAACACGCCCAACUGGAGAGGCACGACGGCGAGAGACGACAGGUGUCCUUGGUGGAUGAGCUGAAAAACUGGUGCCUGGGAAAGAUUCAGAAUCUGGAGCUGAAGCUCAGCGGAGAGUCGAGAGCCUCCAGGCCCCAGUCGACGCCAUCCCCAGAUCUGGAGCAGCCGUCGGGGGGCCCGGAGGUGGCCCCCGAGGUGGCCGUGCGGCCCAAAGACAAGGCUCCGGGCGCGGCCCCGCCGGGCCCCAAGCUGCGGCACGCCAAGGUGCAGACGGCGUCGCAGGCCGAGCCGCCGCCGCCGGGCCCCUGCGUCCACAGGGCCACCCAGACCAGGAAGGUGGACAAGGGCGGGCAGAGCAGACACCGCGCCCAGCCCCCCGACCCCCCGCUCCGAGAUGGGACCCAGGCCCUGGAGAUCACCCAGUACUUCUUCGAGGCCGUCUCCACGCAGAUGGAGAAGUGGUACGAGCGGAAAAUGGAGGAGGCCCGCUGCCAGGCCACCCAGCGGGCCCUGCAGGAGAAGGCCGCCCUGAAGGAGCACAUUCACAGCUUGGAGGAGGAGCUCACCAAGCUGAGGACGGAAGUGCAGAAAGACAGCUAGCUGCGGGCGGGUGGGGCCCCGUCCGGCCCAGGUAUAACUCCGCAGCUUGGGGGUCCUGGAAACGACGCCCCUCCCCUCCCCGGGCCGGCGUCAAACAAACCUUCAGUGCCUAAGAGGCGACCGGAGACCUCGGACGGGGACUUCCCACUCAACGGCCUGCCAGAAUACCACGAGGUGAGGGGCUUUCGCAGGACUGCCGGACCCCGAGACAGAAGUAUCCGGCUGGCUGCCGGCCCUAGCGCCUCUCCCACGGCCCCUUCUCCCAAGACCGCGUCCUUCCCGGCGGGGUGAAGGUCAGAGUAAACCCCCCCCGAUACAGGUACCGAAGCGUCCGAGCCAGCCAGGUGGGGGUUCAGUGACGCAGUCGAGUUCGUUUGAGCUACUGGGGCUCGAGCCGCGUGUCCGGGGCUAGCCUUAGUUGUAAAAUAAAAUGUUUUCCAUUCCUUUGCUA
Molecule: messenger RNA, 2970 nt
Organism: Tachyglossus aculeatus (Australian echidna)
Lineage: Eukaryota; Metazoa; Chordata; Mammalia; Monotremata; Tachyglossidae
Gene: ANKRD6
Product: ankyrin repeat domain 6
Exons: 17
Coding region: 477-2519 (680 amino acids)
Cellular component (GO): cytoplasm
Molecular function (GO): protein binding
Source: RefSeq, a predicted model, not a curated record